UAGAAUGACGUCAGAGGAAGCCUUGCCCUCGUUUUGCUGUCACUCGAGGCCUCCUUGAACAAGAGAGAGACGGGAAGGGCAUGAAACACGGAGCCGGAUUCUUUGAUGUUUUGCAGUUAUUUAAGCGACGUGUUUUUUAUUCUAUGUUUCUCGUCUCUAACUCUGGGAACCUCCUUUCCGUCGUUACGACAAACAUUUAGCCUAACUCGCUAGCCUGCUGGCGCACCAGGUAAUAAAAAAAAAAAAGUCCAAGGUAGCCGCGAGACCGACAGCGAGCAAAGCUUCCACAUGGCGUUAAUCCUGUUUACGAGGUCCAGGGCACCCUUAAUGACUUCCUCCAGGUCGUUAAACGGCGAUCUACGGAAAGCCAAAGGGAAAGUGAAAGAUGCUUCCUGCUUCAACUGCACUGCGUUAAGACUCUCCAGUCACAGACUGGGUGGGUUCCGACUUGUCAGCACAGCCCGGCUCUAUCAGUUGGACCCCUCGCUCCUCUCGUCCGAUGGCCCACCCUGGAGCUCGGACUCACGGCGCUUCUUAUGCGCCUCGGCCCUCCGGGCUCCCUGUUGGCCGCACCCAGCCAUUUCUGGCGAGACGCGAGCGUGGCGGAGAGACGUCCCCGGCGUCCGGUGGCUCCACGCCUCUCCGGCCAGGUGGGACGACUCCAAGGUGGAGAAGUCCCUGCGCUCGCUGAAGGACAAGAAGAAGCUGGAGGAAGGGGGGCCGGUGUACAGUCCGGUUCUGGACGCCGAACCUGUCAGACGGACACUGCAACAGCGGGUGCUGGACGAAAUCAAACAUUACUACCACGGCUUCAGGCUGCUCUUUGUGGACACGGGUAUCGCCGGACGAAUGCUGUGGCGGGUGCUCAACGGACAUGGCCUGUCCCGCCGGGAGAGGAGACAGUUCCUCCGGACCUGCGCGGACGUCUUCCGACUGCUGCCCUUCCUGGUGUUCAUCAUCGUCCCCUUCAUGGAGUUCCUGCUGCCCGUCGUCCUUAAACUCUUCCCCAACAUGCUGCCGUCCACUUUCGAGACGCAGUCCAAGAAGGAGGAGAGGUUGAAAAAGGAGCUGCGCGUCAAGCUGGAGAUGGCCAAGUUCUUGCAGGACACCAUUGAGGAGAUCGCUUUGCGUAACAAGGCAGCCGAAGGUGACGUCGCUGAAGAGUUCUCCACAUUUUUCCAGAAGAUCCGAAACUCGGGCGAGCGUCCCAGCAACGAGCAGAUCUUGCGGUUCUCCAAACUGUUUGAGGACGAGCUGACGCUGGACAACCUGACUCGGCCCCAGCUGGUGGCGCUGUGCCGCCUGCUGGAGCUCCAGUCCAUCGGCACCAACAACUUCCUGCGCUUCCAGCUCAUCAUGAAGCUGAGGAACAUUCGCGCUGAUGAUAAGCUGAUCGCCGAGGAGGGCGUGGAGAGCCUCAACGUGAACGAGGUGCAAUCUGCCUGUCGGGUUCGAGGCAUGAGAUCGCUGGGCGUCACAGAGGAGCGACUGCGAGAGCAGCUCAGCCAGUGGUUGGAACUUCAUCUGAAGCAGCAGAUCCCCACCUCCCUGCUGCUGCUGUCCCGGGCCAUGUACCUCCCCGACACGCUGUCCCCGGCCGACCAGCUCAAGACCACCCUGCAGACGCUCCCCGAGAUGGUGACGAAGGAGGCGCAGAUGAUGGCGGCCGAGAUGGAGCUGUCCAAAGUGGACAACAAGACCAAAGUGGAGACUACACUGCAGGAGGAGGCGGCCAUUCGCCAGGACAACAAGGAAAGGGAGCUGGAGAGACUGGCCGACGCCGCGGAGAAGGCUGCCAGGGACGGCGAAGAGCUGGAGGCUGAACGAAGCAGGCAGACGGCGUCUCAGGUCGACGCGCUCAGGGACACGGCGCCCAUCCUCGAAGGGGUUAAGGGCGAGGAGAUCACCAAAGAGGAGAUUGACUUGAUCAGCGACGCCUGCUCCAAGCUGAAGGAGCAGAAGAAGCUGCUAACCCUGGAAAAGGAAGAGCUGGAAGAACUCAAGGACGACGUGCAGGAGUACAGCGAGGACCUGGAGGAGAUCAAAAAGGAGCUCUCCAAGACGGGCCAGGAGAAGGCAGUGUGCGAGUCCAAGGCCAGCCAGCGGCUGUCCAAGAGGGUCAACCGCAUGAUCGGACGCAUUGACAAGAUCAUCGGAGAGCUGGAGAAGGAUAAGGUCAUCCUGGACGGACAGAUGGGCGGCGUAACUACGCCACCUGUUGGUCUCUUCUACACCUUCAGGGAGAACCUGAUCAGCAUCGACGAGCUCAUUGGCAUCAUGCGGCAGAUCCAGAACAUUCCCGAACACAAGCUGCAGAGCAUCACAGAUGCGCUCGAUGACAACAAGGACGGCAAGAUCGACAUCGAUGAUGUGAUCAAGGUGGUGGAGCUGAUCGACAAGGAGGACAUCGACAUCUCUACCACGCAGGUGGCCGACAUCAUGGUGAUGCUGCAGAAGGAGGAGAAGCUGAUGGAGAAGGAGAAGGCCAAGGAGAAGGCAGAGAAGGAGCAGGCGGCUAACCUCAAUGGAUAGACCAAGGAAGAGCAUCGUGGCGGCGCCGUGGCAAGUGCUUGGCGGAAGGUACACGACCAAAAACUGCCUUGUGAAAAAUGUAUUCCCGGCACAAGGCUUCAAAGGCGUCAAGUCUAAGAAAUGUCUACUGAUGGACUAAAUGACACUUUAGCGUUCUUUUAUUAUUUAUUGGACAUGAUGGGAUCAUCCAUUUGCCCCAAGAGGGAGGAUGAGAGCAAAGACACUUGUAAAAAGUGAUCAGGAGAUGUCCCGAACGAUCCGAGACACGCGAUGCUUUGUGCACUUUAGUCCAAAACGUCAUUCCUCCUCUUUCAUCUCGAUUGUACACUGAAGGUGCGUCGCCUCAACCAAAGAAGAUUCAAUUCACAGCAUUUCACUUUUGCACCGCUUCAUCUCCGUUUCAUCAUCGUCCGCGUUAUGCUUGCCAUUUGAGAGAUUGCGCAAGUGGCCUUUGAGUCGUCACCUUCUUCUUUACGUUCCAGUAGGAGAGGGGACGUGCUCGAGCUCAUAAGGGAACGCAAAUCAAGACAGAGGCUCAGACAAACUUGCUGUUUUAGACUCACUCGCGUUUCAGAGAUGCACUAUUAGUUUCUUUCAACAGGGGGCGCCAGAGUGAGCGUCAUCAAGGCUCAGAUUGGAGAAAGAUGGCGAUUCCGAUGGAAAGCCGUUGAGCAUUAUUCCGUACAUCCUUGGUGUCCAGCUCCUCGAGGCUCUUUUGGUUGACUAUCAAGGUUUUGGAAUAAGCACUCAAAGGGCUUUUCAGAAAUGUGGGCUCCCAUGCGACUUGCGUCCAUGCACUUUGGGUUGCGGCUAUGACUAUUUUCUGGGAUGUGUUUGCAUCACCUGACUCAAACCGUCCUCUCUUCUUGUAUCAUAAGGAACAAAGCAAUAAGCAGAUCUGCAUUCAAACUUUGCAAUUGUGUGUCAUUAUGAUGAUUCCUCGUUGUCACCGUUAUUUAGCCAGAAGGGGGCAGCUGUGUUUUCUUGGAGAGGUGUUUAGGAUGAUUUUGUGUUCUUUGCUUUGGACUGCAGUGGCGUUAUUGAUCAAAAAGGCAGCUGGGAGCUGAAAAUGAAAAUGCUAGACGCGUCGGGGUUCCAGCUAAAUGAUGGCAUGUUGGAUGCAAUUUGCUUUCACGCUCAUUUCAUUGACCGGAUUGGUCGCAGAGGUGGCGCAAAUCCCUCUUGUAAACGAAUCUAACAGUCGAACACUUGACAGCUUGUUGAUUGUCACCACCAUGAGUGUACUGCCUCGAAACGGACCUUCAAAUUAUUUCCACACAUAGAAUCGUCUCCACUGCACGUGGCAUGUAGAUUAUUUUGAAAUCAGUUUUAUUUAUUUAUUGAACCUUCAUGAAAAUGUGGAGCUUUUUUGUGUUUUUGCUUUUGAGGGGGUCAGACUUGAAAGGAAAACUUAAUUUCUCUCCCAAUCAGAUGAAUAUAAAUUGUAAAAAAAAAAGCACAAUAUACAAAAAGUGAAAUAAAAAAAACCGAAAAGCUCA
Molecule: messenger RNA, 4031 nt
Organism: Syngnathus acus (greater pipefish)
Lineage: Eukaryota; Metazoa; Chordata; Actinopteri; Syngnathiformes; Syngnathidae
Gene: letm1
Product: leucine zipper-EF-hand containing transmembrane protein 1
Exons: 14
Coding region: 289-2532 (747 amino acids)
Biological process (GO): intracellular monoatomic cation homeostasis
Cellular component (GO): mitochondrial inner membrane
Molecular function (GO): ribosome binding; calcium ion binding
Source: RefSeq, a predicted model, not a curated record